Lentinula edodes (shiitake mushroom) is the source of this 801-nucleotide messenger RNA. RefSeq lists its product as uncharacterized. The transcript is spliced from 6 exons. The record is from RefSeq and is a predicted model, not a curated record. Bases 123 to 686 code for a protein of 187 amino acids. NCBI's taxonomy places the organism in Eukaryota, Fungi, Basidiomycota, Agaricomycetes, Agaricales, Omphalotaceae.
UUGAAAUGGUGAUGGACCUUUUAAUUUGACUUCUCUCAUGUGGUUGCGCAACUUGGCUGCUCUUAUCUUUGAACUCAGCGUAUAACUACCCACAUUCCUUUGCUCUUCAUUAAUCGACCGUAAUGAAGUCCUCCCCUCGACCCACUUCCGCAAUUCCUCAUGUUUACUACGCGAUUUUCGCUUGCUACGAGCCUUUGCUUUGUCUCCUUGGUUUCAUUGGUGCCUCAUCGGAUCCCAAGACGACAUUCGAAGGACAAGCUCCUUGGCCUGCAGACAACCCUCCCCCGGCUGAAUUAUCGCGCGCUGGUUUAGUUACUGUGAUACAACUCGCACACGUUUGUUUUCUUGUCGGCGUCAUCAACCACUUUGUCCUCUCGGCCGCUCGCAAUCAUCUCGGUUCCUUUCCAGCGAUACAGGAAAAGGUCGUGCUGUCCCUCCUUACUCCGCUUCUCAUCGGCGAUAUACUGCACCUCUAUGUGACUAUAUGGGCCUUGGGCGACGAGAAAUGGAAUUUCAGAACUUGGAGUCCCAUGCUAUGGACAACCAUCGGAUUAGGUCUUACUUUAAUGGUACCUCGUAUCUGCUGGCAUCUGGGGAUCGGGCGCUAUGUGCACUCCAGAGAUGGUCAACAACGGGACGAUUCUUCCAGGGAUAGUAGUUCAAAAUACUCUGCUCCGAUGCACUAGGAGUUUGUCGACCGAGCAGCCUCGCCUUCGAAUUAUUAAUAUCACUAUCUGUAUUUAUUUAGUGAAUAGCCUUAAGGAGUCUUAAACCAAUAUAAUGAUUUUUACCCGUUGGAAC